Dreissena polymorpha is the source of this 2136-nucleotide messenger RNA. RefSeq names its product protein NipSnap-like. Bases 68 to 952 code for a protein of 294 amino acids. The record is from RefSeq and is a predicted model, not a curated record. The transcript has 10 exons. Lineage: Eukaryota; Metazoa; Mollusca; Bivalvia; Myida; Dreissenidae. Gene Ontology annotation, cellular component: mitochondrion.
UUUUUUAAUAUGAGAUUAAAUUGUUAAUUGAACAUUCUAAACAGUUUGGAGAUUUCAUAACAAAAAGAUGGCUGCAGUUACGUCUCAAGCCAGUAACCUGCAGGGUAUUGUGCGGUCUUUGCGAUGUUUUACAAACGUAAAGCAACCAUUCAGAUUUAUUGGCACCACUGCAAGACUAUGUAAGGAGGAAGAUAAACGAGAGGAAGUGAUCCCUGUUCCUGUAAAGAAAGGAUGGUUUGAAAAGAUCCUGAAUGUGAGGACAAUAGAACCCAGCAAGGAAUCCCAUGCUUCAAAAUUGUCCUCUAAAGAAACACUGUAUGAACUUAUGUUUCAUGCAGUAAAGCCAGAAUAUAUGGAAGAGUAUCUCAAACAAUUUCAGGUCUACCAGGAACUGAUGCAAAACAAGGCCUCCAAUGUGACCUUGAAAGGCAGUUUCACCGUGGAAAUAGGAGACCAGGAUGAAGCAGUCCAUAUCUGGGAAUACAAGGGCGGAUAUCCAGUCCUCAACGAAGCAACACAAAUCUACAGAACUGACAAAGACUUCAUUGCGUUUCGUCAAGCAAGGAACAAGAUGCUGCGCUCCAGGAAGAACCAGAUCCUUCUCAGCUUCUCCUUCUGGCCGGAGCUGAUACCGAGAGAUGGACCGAACAUAUACGAGAUGAGGAGUUACACUCUCAGGGCUGGGACAAUGAUUGAAUGGGCAAACAACUGGUCAAGAGGUCUACAGUACCGCAAGGAAAGUAACCCUGUGACAGGCAUGUUCUCACAAAUAGGACAGCUAUAUCAGGUCCAUCAUAUCUGGUGCUACAAGGACCUACAGAUGCGGAAGGACAAUCGUGAGUCGGCCUGGCAGAAACCUGGCUGGGACGAGGUGGUACAGUACACAGUUCCUUUGAUACGGCACAUGGAAUCUCGGAUACUAAUACCAACCCCUUUUUCACCUCUGAAGUGAAGUGUUAUUUUUGAAUAGAGCGACAGGUUGAUGAACUGCAUUAUGUCCUAUGUCAUGCAUAUAUGGCAUAAGAACCAUUUUUGCAGGACAUGGCACAUAUAUGUAUUAUUUACAUUUGUAGUGAAGGACAUAACAUAUACAAAACCAAAAACAUUGGUUCAUCUACAGACUAGCUUAUGAUUAGACCUUCCUCAUUUUAUGUUGUAAGCGACAUGUAUUGGUUGGUGCAAAUAGUUAGGUCCAUUGAGGAAUGGUCUUAUAUAUUGUUUGAAAUGGGAUGAUGUAAGUAUUCAUAUUAAUAAUGAUUCAAUAACUUACCUGAGUAUUACUAUUUUAUUCUUAAAUUUAUAGGUGGUUAAAUGCAUUAGUUUCUUAUACAUUUUGUAAUUAGAAACUCAUUUUUGCUGACAGUGAAGUUAUUUUUGUAUUACUUUCUCCUUGUUUUUGUUUAUUUUGUUUUCCGUUUGGAUGAUGUUAAACUUACUGCUUCUAAGUCUAUAUUGGUAUGAUGGGCAGAGCUGUGUGGUUUGCACUGAGGAUAUUAUAUAAGUACAAAAUUAAUGUAUACUUUAUGAAGGGUUUCAGCAUCAUCAAUAAGUUAUAGCUUAUAUACUUUGCAUUAUCAAGAUUUGUAUUCACGUUUGUGUCCUUAUAAUGAUGAUCAUGUAUAUCUGCUAUUUAUUAAUGGUGCAUUGAAUAGUACCAGUAGUUUGGAUUUUAUUAAUGGUGCAUUGAAUAGUACCAGUAGUUUGGAUUUUAUUCAUACUUCACGGACUCAACAAAACCUGUCAAGACAAAUCUGACAAAAAUUGCAUUGUCUGAUAAACAUUUUAGCUCUGUAAGAAAAUGUAAUGAAAAUUGAACAUUUUGCAAGCAUGCAUGUCUGACAAGAUUCCAACAUAAUCAGAAAUUGUGUAAGGCAAAGUCUUUCAAGUCAGACUUUAUAGGCAGCCAAGCUGUUCUGUAUUAUAGGCUCCUGUUUCUUUGAUUGUGGUUUAUGGGUGAUACAUUAUGGUUUUGGGAGAAAAAGCCAAGGCAUUUUUAUUGUUUUGUACAAAACUCUUCAAAACUGCAUAUGCAGGUUUAAUAUGAACGUUUUUGACAAUUGUGUUGUUAUUUUGGGAGUAUUCUUUUGUAUGUACGUGUGAUCCUUAUAGAAAACAAGAAUAAAACAUGAAAGAAAA